ACUUGUGAGCUUUAUCUAUCAAUGCACUAGACCAAAGAAAUCUAGGAACCAAAGGAAAAGCAAUCAACAGUACUGUCAUCAAUGGCCGGGGAGAAAGGAGUUCUGCUGUUGGAUUUCUGGGUGAGUCCUUUUGGGCAAAGAGUGAGGAUAGCUUUGGCGGAGAAAGGGGUGGAUUAUGAAUUCAAGGAACAGGAUCUGAUAAACAAGAGUGAGCACUUGCUGAAAUCCAACCCUGUUUAUAAGAAGAUCCCGGUGUUGUUACACGAGGGCAAAUCCAUUUGCGAGUCGCUCAUCAUUGUUCAGUAUAUUGAUGAGGUUUGGUCCAAUAAAGCUCCGUUGCUCCCUGCCGAGCCUUUGGCACGUGCCAACGCUCGUUUUUGGGCUGAUUUCAUCGACAAUAAGGUUUAUGAGUGUGGAACUAGAUUGUGGAAAUUAAACGGAGAGGAACAAGAGGCAGCCAAGCAGGAGUUCAUAGAGAUCUUUAAAUUAUUGGAGGGUGAGCUUGGUGACAAGAAGUUCUUUGGAGGUGAGACUUUUGGGUUCCUUGAUCUGGCUUUAACUCCUUUUGUUGCAUGGUUCUAUGCCUAUGAGACCUUUGCCAAGUUCAGCAUGGAGGAGGAAUGUCCUAAGAUUGUGGCAUGGGGCAAUAGGUGCAUGGAAAGGGAGAGUGUAUCCAAGACUCUUUCUGACCCUAAUAAAAUUUAUGAGUUUAUUCUCUUUUUGAAGAAGAAAUUUGGGGCGGAAUAUUAAUAGAUGCUUUCUAAUACUAACGCUUUUUAUUGUUAGUCUCUGUUUUUGGGAUGUGAUGUUAUAAUGAUAUUGUGAGAUGAUUAGUGUUUGUUUAGGAUGCUUAGUUUCAGAAUGAAUAAUCGGCUGGGUUUGGUUAGUGGUGAUUGGAGCUGGCAAUUCAUGUUGCUUCUCAUCCAUUUCUAUGAUGUAUGUUUUGUUUUAUUUUGUUUAUAAUGAGAAUAAAGUUUUAGUUAUUUUA
This is a messenger RNA of Dioscorea cayenensis subsp. rotundata (Guinea yam), 988 nucleotides long. Its product is annotated as probable glutathione S-transferase. Bases 82 to 750 code for a protein of 222 amino acids. The transcript has 2 exons. Gene Ontology annotation, biological process: glutathione metabolic process. Lineage: Eukaryota; Viridiplantae; Streptophyta; Magnoliopsida; Dioscoreales; Dioscoreaceae. Gene Ontology annotation, molecular function: glutathione transferase activity. Gene Ontology annotation, cellular component: cytoplasm. The record is from RefSeq and is a predicted model, not a curated record.